Herpailurus yagouaroundi (jaguarundi) is the source of this 3480-nucleotide messenger RNA. RefSeq names its product tenascin-R-like. NCBI's taxonomy places the organism in Eukaryota, Metazoa, Chordata, Mammalia, Carnivora, Felidae. The record is from RefSeq and is a predicted model, not a curated record. The coding region runs from base 747 to 3419 and encodes 890 amino acids. Gene Ontology annotation, molecular function: protein binding. The transcript is spliced from 14 exons.
UUCUUUUUAACUGGGUUGAAUUUUAUCUGAGGUGAACACCUUGAUAGGAACUAAAGAGGAUUUUGCAGGAAGAAACUUGCUUUGCAGUGGGCUUUAGAAUUGAUCAUAGGGACCUGUUUAAGUGAUAUUUUUCAGUUUUCGAAAUAGAUGUAUUUUAAAUACUAGGUGUGUUAAUUUUUUUCUUUAGAUCUUGAGUUGAAUAUAACGUUCUCAGUUGCCUAGGGAGUCUAGAUUCCUAGGAAAAGUUGCACAAGCUUUUAGGUAAAUGUAUUUAAAAAGAAAUUGAGUUGAAAAGACUUGCAUGUUUUUCCCAUUUCGUCAAUAGUUUUGAAAUAUUUUUCAUAACGAUGGUGUUAUUUUUAGAGUGUGAGGAAUUACUUCCAAGAAAGUGGCAAUAUGUAGUUGUUCUAGAUUUCUAUGGAUUAAGGUGAAAGUUUUACACAAUGCGGUGCAAAUUUGUAUAAUUGCCUGAUAAAUCAUUUUACUUCUAACACCUCCUUUGUGUUUAAUUAUAGCAGCUUCUAGAAGCAAAUUAUUUUGUUAUUUGUUGGAAAGUACUGGUAUUUCCAGUUUUUUUAGGUGGAAGAUAUUAUGCAGCACUUACUUGUUAAUGCCUUAACAUUCAGUUGGAUGAACAGUCUAACUUCAAAAGAUAUGACAUUAAAGUGACACACACACAUCCAAAGACUGAAUAGUUUAGUUUUGAUGCUAAAAAAAAUACAUGUUGAAUAUACUUUAUUUUCCAGAUGGAGAAAUCAAUUAUUCUAUUGCUCUGGUUACAAUAUGUUGUUAAGAUCGUUUGUUUCUGUUAUAUGCCAAUGAAUAAUCGAACAACAGUUUUUAUUGAAUGGGAUGAAUUUCCUAAGGGAGGAAGUCCUGAAUUUUAUUUUUUAAAAUAUCAACUUGUUAAUAAUUUUGCUGAAAAAAAUGUCAAAAGCGUUCCUGCAGACUUGCAAAAACUUUCAAAGUCAGUAAUACUAGAGGAAAAUGAAGACUAUCACAUCAUUCUACAGUCUAUAAAACAUGGACAAAUUUUAAGUGAAAAGUCAUUUGAAACCCGGGGUUUCUCAACUAGCAAUAUUAAAACAAAAGCAACAAGCACGAGUGUUUCCUUUAACUGGAGUGUGCUGUCUUCCAGUGACAUUUUAGUGUCAAUAUCUCUCAGUAAUUCUACACAAAUUAUGGAAAAUAAUAUUACAGCUUAUGAGUGGGCUAAUUUAAAACCUGCAACCUUAUAUGCUUUUAAGUUUGAAUUUAAACAAUUGCAUUUGGAUUUUAUAAAUGUAUUUCAGAGACUGGAUGUUCAAGUAGAAACAGGUUCAUGUUCACGAGGAUGGGUAGCAUUAAAAAAUAGCUGUUAUAAAAUUAGCAAAGAGAGUAUGCCGUGGGAUAUAGCUGAGCAACAUUGUAAGUUAUCCUUAAGUUCUGCACACCUUGUGGAUAUAAAAAAUGAAGAGGAAAAAAACUUUAUAUUUUCACUCCUCAGGUCGAAGAAUCAAAUAAUAAUAUGGACUGGUCUUAAUGAUUUGAAGAAAGAAGGUCAUCUCACAUGGAUAGAUGGAUCAUCUUUUGGCCUUAAGAAAAAUGAAAUCUUUUCUUUUCCACUGCUACCCAAGAAUGAAACAGAUUGCUACAUGUUACAGCAAAAUGCAACUGGAUCAAACUAUUUCUUUACAAGAUUUUUCUGUUAUGUUCCACUGCCAUAUAUUUGCAAAUACGAGUCACUUUCUCUGCAGGAAAACCUUUCAAUCUAUAUAAAGGAUAUCGGAACAACUGAAGUUGUAUUUGGUUGGCAUAAUUCGAAUGGUUGGAAUAAUUUGGAUAAGUGGCUAAAACUGGGAUAUAAAAUUAUUAUUAAAUAUUAUUUAGAUUAUACAGAAGAACAACAUUUUGACAGCAUAUCCCCAAAUGCAACAGAAAAAACAAUUACCCAAUUGUGUCCUGGCCAUGUUUACAGAUUUUUACUCUUUGCAAUAAAUGAAUGGGAGGCAAAAACUAUGUUAACUUCAAUAUUCGUUGUUGAAACACGCCCAUUAUCAGCUCAAAAUGUCACAGUUAUUCAUGUGACUCCAACAGAAAUAUUUUUACACUGGAAUCCCCCAGAUCUUGUAUCUUUUCACCAUUAUCUUGUGACGAUUUUGGAUGUUGAAAACAAUAAAUCCGAAGAGGUGUUUGUUGAAAAACUCAACACAUCAAUGAGAAUUGGAGAUCUCAAACCUUUCCAUCAGUAUCUGAUAUAUCUAUUCAGUGUAGCCGAAAGAGGAACUCUAAGCUGCUCUGAGAGACCUAUUUCAGCUGUGACAGGUAUUAAUCCUCCUCAGAAAGUUCAUGCUAAACCUGAAGAUGUGGGAGAGGACAGUAUAAUUCUUCACUGGGAACUCCCACAAGAUGGCCAUGAGGUCUACAUUCAAAUCAAACCCAUAUCAGAUGCAAGAGAAGUCAGGAAGCUUUUUGUAAAAGAUGCUAAUAGAUUCAAGAUUGAUAAUUUAACCCCUGGAAUGACAUAUGACAUUGGAAUGGCAACAAUGAUGAAUGGGAACUUGAGUGAGCUGGUAACUAUUCAACAAACUCUAAAGCCCAAACCAGUCCAAAUUGUCAUCCCAUAUGAAAGUCAUAGUACCUCUGUAAUCUUAUUUGUUCAAAUGCCUGAUACUGGAGUGUUUGAUGGCAUACAUAUUGUAAUUGAAGGAGGACCAAAUGUUACCAGGCCUUUGAAACAUGACAAUAAAAUAACUGUUGGCAAUUUAACGCCAGGCACAGAAUAUAAUUUCUUUGUUUCCAUCAUCAGUGGUACUAAACUAAGUAAUAUGUACUAUGUGCCUGCAGUAAAAACAUGUCUGGAAGCACCAUCAAAUAUCCAUGAGGGCAAAGUAACAGACUCUUCCAUAGAAAUUCUCUGGAAUCGAGCUGAUGGGAAUUUUCAGCAUUAUGAAGUCACAUGCAUGAACUGUACUUCUGCUUUCAUGGUCCAGAAGGUAGUUCAAGAAGCAGCAACAUUCUCUAACCUGGAUCCUGCGACAGUGUAUACUUUUUCAAUUUGCACUGAAAAAGAAGGUUUUAAAGACAGUGCUCCUAACGUAAAAGAAAUACAGACAGCCCCAAGUGCAGUUGAAUUUAUGAACCAUAGUAGAAACUCCAAUGCAAUAACUGUUAGCUGGCCUACAGCUAGAAGUCUUCUGGACGGAUACAUUAUUUCAAUAUCCAGCGGAAUCUUAAUGAAAGAGGAAACCCUGCCUUCCACAAAAAGGGCAUUCACAUUUAAUAGCCUUUCUUCAGGGACUGACUUUUUAAUUAGUGUUAUAACUACCAAGGGACUGAAAAGAAGCCAUCCCACUGUCCUCAUGGUUAGCACUUGUAAGUUUAUUUUAUAUUUAAUUGACUUUUCAUGGGCAAAAAAUAAUGGAAAUGGUUGUGUUUAAAGCCAAUAUCUAAUUAAAAAUGAAUGAAAAUGGAAGUGGUUUAUGGCAUGCUUGAAGAGAA